AUGACUGAGCAGGCGAAGUCUUCGCCUCCUACUCAGGAACACCCAUAUCCACCGCCGACAAUCGUCCCAUACCCCCACCAAGCGUACAAUGGUGCAUUCCCGCCUCCUGGAGGCCCUGGGGGCUACCUGCCCCCUUUCUUUGCAUACCCCCACCCACCAGAGGGCAAUCAUCCAGAAGGCGCUCCCAACGGCGUUCCUCCUGGUCCAUACAUGAUUGGUCUUCCACCUGGCGUCGUCUACGCAUAUCCUCCUCCUCAGACACAAGCUUUUGGGGCACCACCUACGUCUCAACCUCCUCCUGCCCUGCGUCCCAAGCGCAAGCAGGUGAAGAUGGCUUGUACCAAUUGCGCCAGUGCAUGCAAACGAUGCGAUGAAAAUCGUCCCUGCGAAAGGUGUCUCAAGUAUGCGAUUGCAGACACUUGCGUUGACGGCCAGAGAAAGGAGAGAAAAAGAGGCAUCAAACGUGGUCCAUAUCGGCGCAAGUCCAAGAGUGAGGGCGAGGGCAGCAGUUACAGUGGUGCCGAAUGGCCCAACGGACAACCCCCAACCACAGCGGCGGCUCCUCCCCCUCCUCCAGUCCAUGCUGUCGCCCAGUACCCGCCGGAGGGCUACUAUCCUAUCUACUACCCUCCUCCUCCUGGCUUCAUGCCUCAUCCCCACGAUGGCCAACCAGGCCCAGACGGCUCUCCUCCCCACCCGAAUGCCCCCAUGAUGCCAUACUACAUCCCCGCUGGCGCCUACCCGCCCUUCCCCUAUCCCAUCUAUCCGCACGCUGGCCCUCCUCCUCCCGGCGCCCAGCCAGCCCCAGUGCCUCAACAGUCGCCGCCACAAUCCACCUCAGCUGCUGUCCAGCAGCCAGAAGCCCAGCCGCAGACGAUCAACCCAGCGGAUACUGCCAGGAAGCUAGACACGGCGACGAGCGCGACGAAUGGCGCAGAGGUUGCCACGGGCGGUAAGAAACGCUCGCGCGCGAACAAGAGCGGCGAGUCGAAGUCGAAGAGGGCCAAACGCGCUGAAAAGGAAAAGGAGGAAGAAGCCAACGGCACCAACGGCAUUGACCCUGCCGUUGCCAAUGGGGAUGACCACGAUAGCAGUGCCUAG
Molecule: messenger RNA, 1101 nt
Organism: Cyclocybe aegerita
Lineage: Eukaryota; Fungi; Basidiomycota; Agaricomycetes; Agaricales; Hemipholiotaceae
Source: the annotation of a GenBank genome assembly